UGUUGACCGGAAUGCACGAGAAGUUCGGAUGUUUUUGUUGGAAAAUAUAUUUAUAUUUCGAAUGCCUAUAAAAUAUGAAAUGUGUCGCUAUGAAAACAGCCGAGCCUUCAAGGAUUGGAAGCGCCUGACAAGCAUCACGCUCACUAUUCUUCCGUUCAUUUGUAUAAACUUUAAUAAUGACAUAUCGGAAAUAAUGAGAAGGACACUUGUCCAACUAACACAUUAUCCUUCAAAUAUUUUGGAAUUAAGUGGUAAGUUAGUGAAAAAGAACUUUGGGUCAACUUUUAAUUUCAAUCCAUUCAUUCAAGUAAAUCGUGGUAAGCGCGUUAAAUCGAGUGGUGCGAAAAGCACUGCUGGAACAAGAAUCUCAACAAUUCUAUCAAUUACAGGGAACAAUCAUUCAGUGCUAUUGGGAUCAAGGAGAAGACAUCCACACCACCAUCUAAUAUAACAUCUAACUUUAUCGAAUUAAAGUCAUACAGCCGUUUGGUAAUUGUUUCAAAAGAGAUACAGUAACACAAGGAUUCUAGUUUCAGUUAUCUUUGGUAGAAUCGGUCGUGGGGUCAGC
Hermetia illucens (black soldier fly) is the source of this 568-nucleotide messenger RNA. RefSeq lists its product as uncharacterized. The transcript has 2 exons. Lineage: Eukaryota; Metazoa; Arthropoda; Insecta; Diptera; Stratiomyidae. The record is from RefSeq and is a predicted model, not a curated record. The coding region runs from base 29 to 451 and encodes 140 amino acids.